AUGACUAAUAAUAAAGCUGUGAGUGUGGCUCAUAAUGGUCCUAUUGGGGGGGUCGCUGUUACUGUAGAGGCAGGACCGGCCCGUGCAGUGAGCCAGCCGGAGCAUGUGUGUGUGACCACCCACCCGACACCCGUGCCAGAUGUUUUUACCUGGAGCCAGACCACCAUCUUAUGGGGUCAGUCCAGUCCCACUGCCCAAGUGGAGCGCUCUGCUGGGAGGUCUGCCAGCUGUCGAUCCCACCCCUCUGUCGCUGUGUUCGUGGGGGUAUGGCCCCUCGGCUCAGAGCAUCAUCCGAUAUCCGUGAAAAGCUCGGAGCUGCAGCAGGAGCGCCAGGCCCGGGUCAGGCAGUCGGACCUGGCCUCCUGCCCCCUCCGAUGCCCCCACCCCCCCUGCCCUCCCCCCCCCUUUGGUCCUGCUGGGUUUGUUUUAGCUUGGGUUUCAUUCCCGGCCGGUGCAGAUCUCACUCAUUCUUCUGCCAUCGUUCCCAUGGCCUCGCGGACGCUCUUCCAGCCACGCCCGAAGCACGGAGAGAAAGGCCUUCUCCUGCCUCCUUCGAAACGUCCAUAUCUUCACUGCGUACUCUACAUCAAAACAGAAGAUGGCCUGAGUCACUCACCGGGACAGACGGGGCUCCUGGGAUACUCCAACUUCAGCAGCCCUCCUCCGAGUCAAAGUCUGUACAGUUACCCCCAUACACACGGAGAGUACCACACACCGCCCAGCCCCCCUACCCCGGGAAAAGAGGAGGGAGUCCCGUCCAGAAGAGCCCAGGACGGAAAGCUGCGGGGCAGGAAGAGAGUGAACGAACCCGCGCCGCCGCUGGACUCCGACAUCGAGAGAGUGUUUAUCUGGGACCUGGAUGAAACCAUCAUCAUUUUCCACUCGCUCCUCACGGGAACCUUCUCCUCACGAUUUGGCAAGGAAUGUGACCAGGUUCACAUCGACGACGUGGCUUCAGACGACAACGGACAGGACCUGAGCACGUAUAACUUUGGGUCAGACGGCUUCCAGACUCCAGCGGGGGCCGGGUCGCUCUGCCUGGGGUCCGGGGUCCAUGGAGGAGUGGACUGGAUGAGGAAACUGGCCUUCAGGUACCGGAGGGUCAAGGAGAUCUACAACACCUACAAGAAUAACGUGGGAGGUAAGGAGAGCUGUUUCGAGCGUAUAUCUCAGCGGUUUGGGAGGAGGGCGGUGUACGUGGUCAUUGGAGACGGCGCGGAAGAAGAGGCCGUGGCCAAAAAGAAGAACAUGCCUUUCUGGAGAGUGUCCUGUCGGGCAGAUCUGGAGGCGCUGAGCCAUGCACUAGAGCUGGACUACCUCUAG
Messenger RNA from Knipowitschia caucasica, 1323 nucleotides. The record is from the annotation of a GenBank genome assembly. Lineage: Eukaryota; Metazoa; Chordata; Actinopteri; Gobiiformes; Gobiidae.